AAGAUGGCGGGCGCUGGCAGACGCCACGCGGUGACGUAGGACGAGCUUCGGUCCCUGCGCUGCGCCCCCGGGAAACCCCGUUAUAGCCGGCUGCCUGUCCGGCAUCCUUCCUUUUACCACGGCGGCGAGUCGACGCCAACAUGCCUCUGGCAAAAGAUUUGUUGCACCCGAGUCCGGAGGAGGAGAAGCGGAAACACAAGAAGAAGCGUUUGGUGCAGAGCCCAAACUCCUACUUCAUGGAUGUUAAGUGUCCAGGCUGCUACAAGAUCACCACUGUGUUCAGCCACGCGCAGACGGUCGUGCUGUGUGUCGGAUGCUCCACCGUUCUCUGUCAGCCCACAGGAGGAAAGGCGAGGCUAACAGAAGGCUGUUCAUUCCGGAGAAAGCAACACUGAAGAGGCAGUAGUCCCGCAAGGACGAGCCGUGACUCUCUGCGACUGGCCUCCUGGUUUCCCGGGCUAGUGUGCGCAAUAAACCACUUCCCGUGACACCCGGAGGCCAGUCUGGGAUUGUCCGUGCUGGAGCGGGGCGUGUGGCCGCCACUUCCCUGUGGCCUCCACCCGUCUACUGUAGCUGUAGACUGCUGAUCCUAUUGCUAGUGUUGAGUUCUUUGUUAGAAUUGUCAAAUAAAAUGCGGGUGAUGUAUUUACUUUUA
Messenger RNA from Leucoraja erinaceus (little skate), 655 nucleotides. Its product is annotated as 40S ribosomal protein S27. The record is from RefSeq and is a predicted model, not a curated record. Gene Ontology annotation, biological process: ribosomal small subunit assembly; translation. Gene Ontology annotation, cellular component: ribosome; cytosolic small ribosomal subunit. Lineage: Eukaryota; Metazoa; Chordata; Chondrichthyes; Rajiformes; Rajidae. Gene Ontology annotation, molecular function: structural constituent of ribosome; RNA binding. The transcript is spliced from 4 exons. The coding region runs from base 141 to 395 and encodes 84 amino acids.